UCGGGCUCUAAUAUGGAACGUGUCCCGUGCGCGCUGUAUUGUAGGAAGUCGCCCUCGGAACUUUUAGGAAAGUCGCGCGGAGGACAGUUAGUCCUCUUGACGGUUUCCAUGGGAGAGCUGUUCUGAGAAUGAGGAGGAGCUCCAUCAGCUGCCAUGGAAACACAAACAAGAACUGAAGGAUUCACUAGUUGAUAUGUACAAAGCUAAUCCUAAAGUCAAUGAGGAACUGAAACAAAGGCUGCCGUCCCCUGUAAAGCGCCACUGUUCAGAGACCACACCACAACUUGGAUUGAGUGGUUGCUCUAGCCCAGAUAUCUCUCAAAGUGCAUCUGAGAAAGAGGCUCUUGACAAAAGGUUCAUAAAAGAGCUUAACACACUGAGGUUUGGAGAAGGCCCAGGAGCUGGAGUACCCCCACCCCCACCCCCACCAGCAAUAGCUGGGAGCAUGGAGGAGGGGAAACACCCCUCAAGAGCUCUCUUGCAAAAGGGGCAAGAUGGUGAAGAGCUGGACGGGGGUCCCAUCGGCCAGCCUCAGCUCAUUAACCCUCUGCCCACUGUACCCAGAGGAGUCACGGAAAAGGACCAUGGGAAUUCCAAAGUUAGCUGUGACACGAAAAGACAAAUCCCAGUCUUCAGUAGGGAGAAGAACAUAGCAUUCCUGCUGAAGGAGCUAGAUUCCCUCCGAGUCCUCAAUAAAAAGUUGCAGGAUAAGCUGGCCCUGAGGGAGAAAGAGUUGGAGACCAUGCGACUGGACAAGCAGCUCCAGGAUGCUGAUCUGGAGUCGCGCGCAUGCGAGAGGGCAGCAGUGCUGGUAGAGGAGGUUUAUAAGGCUCAGAGGGAGAGGGACCAGGCUGUGAUGGCCAGACUGCGGCUAGCUAACGAGGAGAGGGACGAGGCUCUUCUCCGAGCCAAGAAGCUUCAAGAGGCAGCCAUGGAGUUGGAGAAUAUUAACCCAGAGGAAAGUGACAUGGACCUGGAGGAACUGCUGCACAGGGUGAGCAGUGCUGACUCUGCUCUGAGUAUUGAGCGCAGUGGCAUGGCUAUCUUGGAGCGUAUUCAGAGAGCCAGAGAGCGCCGCUCCAAGAUCACCUCUGAGGAGAUGAGAGCUGUCAUAGAAGAGAGAGACAAGGCCUUGAGCAGGUGCAAGCGCCUGGAGCAAGAGCUGCUUUAUAGCAGAGAGCUAAGCCAGACCACCACCAGUCACCUGGUCACUACACACCAUCAGGAACAGGAACACAAGGUGGAGUUAAAGACUGUCCAGAGAGAGAGAGACAUGGCAGUGGAGGUGUGUCGCAGGCUGGAGGAGGAGCUUCGGUCCCUGCGCAGGUACCACAGUACCCAGCAGAGCCAGAUGGAGGAGUCAGGUAGGAAGGAGGCUUCCAGCUGGGCCUCUCCUACCCAGGCUAAGGAGGGCCCAGUGACCCCAACCCCGGCCCUGCUGAGCCGUGUGCAGCUGCUGACCACGGAGCUCCAGGGCACAAAGACACAGCUGCACCUGGUCCAGGAGGCAGAGAGAGAAGCCACAGAGAAAGUACAGAAGCUAGAACGUUUGGUAGAAGUCCUGAGAAAGAAGGUGGGCACUGGGAGUGUCCGUACUGUGAUCUGACUGGACGCCGGAUGACCAGAGCAGAGCAGACGGCCACAUCUGGUGACCAGGCUGCUGUGUUUAACUCUGAGCAAACAGCCAAAGCCUGCCCUGGACAAACACAGGCUGGAAGUGAAGCUCGCUCCCUCACCCAGCUCCACAUCACAUCUUACAACCCCCACUCGCUUCUGAUGGUUACAGACAGUGUCUGAUACUCCCACAGCCAGCCAUAUGAAACGGCCUACAACUCCUAUUGUGAAGUAUUUCAUUUUUAUGUUACGUAAAAGUGUAGCAGGAUAAGUGAAAAUUAGAUAUAUACAGUGAUAUUUAAUGGGUGACAAUGAUAGUCACCUCUUUUUUGAGAAGUCCUCCACAGAUGUGACAUGUAUCAAACUGCCCUGGGAUGAUGUUUACAGAAAAAUGUUUACAGACUAAUUUUGGCUAUAUCUGAUAUUUUUCAAAUAUCAAUAAAGGGGCACUCAUUUUAA
Electrophorus electricus (electric eel) is the source of this 2073-nucleotide messenger RNA. RefSeq names its product mirror-image polydactyly 1 (gene mipol1). NCBI's taxonomy places the organism in Eukaryota, Metazoa, Chordata, Actinopteri, Gymnotiformes, Gymnotidae. The record is from RefSeq and is a predicted model, not a curated record.